This is a messenger RNA of Seriola dumerili (greater amberjack), 928 nucleotides long. RefSeq names its product tescalcin (gene tesca). The record is from RefSeq and is a predicted model, not a curated record. Gene Ontology annotation, molecular function: calcium ion binding. The transcript has 8 exons. NCBI's taxonomy places the organism in Eukaryota, Metazoa, Chordata, Actinopteri, Carangiformes, Carangidae. Bases 76 to 663 code for a protein of 195 amino acids.
AAGCAACAGACGCGCAGAAAAGUUGAGCCAGUCGAACCAGAUCGUGCGUCUUGACGCACGGGUGGAAUAGCAACGAUGGGAGCCUCGCAGACGCGCUCCGAGCACAAGUACAAGGAUCUGAUGGAUAAAACUGGAUUUUCACUGGAGCAGAUCAAAAACCUCCACAAACGAUUCCAGCACCUGAGUGGAAAUGAAGAGACAAUAAGUAGAGAAAACUUGGACACCAUACCGGGCCUCGCCAAUAAUCCAAUCAGAAAGCAGAUUAUUGAAGCAUUCUUCGAUAAAAGGAACCAGCAUGAAAACGAGGUGGGCUCCUUGGAAGAGAUUGGCUUCGAGCAGUUCCUCAUGGUCAUGUCCCACUUUCGCCCUCCAACUCUGAAGACAACGGAGGAGGAGAAGGAAGUUAUGAGAAAGGAAAAGCUUCGCUUCCUGUUCAACAUGCAUGACACAGACAACGAUGGCACCAUCACUCUGGUGGAGUACAGGAAGGUAGUAGAGGAGCUUCUGUCAAAGAGUGGAGCCAUCGGGCUGGAGGCUGCCAAGGCAAUAGCAGAUGCUGCCAUGUUGGAAGUGGCGAGCACAAAUGUGCCCCACAUGGCCCCGGAUGAUUUCUAUGAAGGAAUUACGUUCGAGCAUUUUGAACAGGUUCACGUGUUUAGAUGAAGUGAGUCGCGGCCGCUCUGGUAGCCAUGGGUCAUCUGUUAUGGCUAAUAUCCAAAGCAUGAGAUUGCAGGCACAUACCAUUCCUCUGCAGCUCCAGAAUAGUUACAGGUUUAUUUUAUCUGUUCCUCCGAGACUGUGUAACCAUCCACUGUUCUACCAUCAAAAUCCACUAUUUUCUUUCCCUGCUAACAAAUAAAACACUUUACUAUCCCUGAGAUGAAUUGUUAUAGACUUUGCACAGAAUUAUGUUAAUAAACUAAAUAAA